This is a messenger RNA of Glarea lozoyensis ATCC 20868, 426 nucleotides long. RefSeq lists its product as uncharacterized. The transcript has 2 exons. The record is from RefSeq and is a predicted model, not a curated record. Bases 1 to 426 code for a protein of 141 amino acids. Lineage: Eukaryota; Fungi; Ascomycota; Leotiomycetes; Helotiales; Helotiaceae.
AUGGAUCUAAUUGAGGCCCUACAGCCUCAUCCCGAAGAUCGACUUCAUCUACGUCUGCAUCGUGCGCGUUCCGUGAUUUUGACAGCUGAAGAGCUGGUUGAAAUACGCGCGGCGCAACGAACGUUCGAGGGAGCAUAUAUCCGUACGGCGCUCGGCCAAUUCUCCUUUGCGCUCGUGGUGCUCAAGAUCUUCACGUCCGAAUUCUACUCCAUCGGCGCGUUGUUUGCGACAUAUGGAGCGGGCAUAUUGUUGGUGAGUAUGUAUCGGAGGCACGAGGGGAAUCGGCAAUUUUUCAGUGAAGUCGGAGAUGACGGGAUGGGAAGGAAGAAGUUUAGGACGAGUGGUAAUGCAGUUGUUGUAUUAUCUGCGUUGAGCCUUGGGGCUUAUGUGAGUUUGAUUGCACUUACAAUUCGCUUGGAUGGUUAA